This is a messenger RNA of Boeremia exigua, 646 nucleotides long. RefSeq names its product Mss4-like protein. The transcript has 2 exons. Gene Ontology annotation, molecular function: carbon-sulfur lyase activity. The record is from RefSeq and is a predicted model, not a curated record. The coding region runs from base 20 to 499 and encodes 159 amino acids. Lineage: Eukaryota; Fungi; Ascomycota; Dothideomycetes; Pleosporales; Didymellaceae.
CUUCCACCCCACCCCAACCAUGGCGCCCCUCAACGACAUCCAAAAAGCCUUCCUCGCGAGCCUCCCCCCCUUCAACGCCUCCCACACCUCCACCCACCCCGCGAGCUGCCACUGCGGCGCCGUCCAAUACACCGUGACCCUGUCGCCACCACUGACGCAGCAGAAAGUGGGCAGUUGCAACUGCACCAUCUGCACGAAGAACGGGUACCUGCUGCUGUACCCACGGCGCCAGGAUGUGGCCAUCCACCACGGCGAGCAGGCACUCAAGUCGCACAGCUUCGGGCCGAAGCAGCUGCUGCACCAGUUCUGUGGCGAGUGUGGGAGUAGCGUGUGGUUUGACCCGCGGCUGAAGGGGUUGGGGGAGGAGAUGCCGGAUUUGCUGGGCGUGAAUGUCCGUAUGUUGAAGAGUGUCAAGGUGGCGGAGUUGGAUGUUGUGGCGUUUGAUGGGUACAACAACUAUCCGUUCAUCGGAGACUCGACGCAUUUGAAUACGCCAUAGUGCUUCUUGGUCAUAGGACCGGAUCGCUGUUCACACCUGCAGCUCAGAAGCCUGCAAAAUUGCUCUUUCAGUUCGGUCUCACUGCGACUUUUCAGUACCUGAAAGUAGAAAUAGAAGGAUGGCGUGGAGCAAACAUGAUAUUAAUAG